GCAAUCGUCGUUACGGAUGGGGAACGAAUUCUUGGUCUUGGUGAUCUCGGCACCUAUGGAAUAGGUAUUCCAGUCGGAAAGCUCUCCCUUUACGUUGCUCUAGCCGGAAUUCAACCAGAGUGGUGCUUGCCUGUUAUUAUUGAUGUGGGAACUGAUAAUCAGGGUUUGUUAAAUGAUCCAUUCUACACAGGAUUAAGACGAAAACGGGUUAGAGGUGAAGAAUACGACACUUUAAUGGAUAAUUUCAUGAAAGCAUGUACAAAACGAUUUGGUCAAGACACUCUCAUCCAAUUUGAAGACUUUGCAAAUCAAAACGCAUAUCGUCUUCUGGACAGGUAUAAAAACCAAUAUUGUAUGUUCAACGACGAUAUACAAGGUACUGCUGCUGUUGUCCUCGCCGGUCUGUUGGCUGCCACUCGCAUCACCAACAAACCACUAAAGGAGCACAAAUUAGUGUUUUUUGGUGCUGGUGCGGCAGCUACAGGAAUUGCGGAGUUGUGCGUGAAGGAGAUGGUUGACCAAGGGUUAAGCGAAGAAGAGGCUUGCGGAAAGAUCUAUUUAAUGGAUAUUAGUGGAUUAAUAACAAAGAGCAGAUCGGUGAACUUAUCGGAUCUACAUUUGAAAUUUGCAAAGGUAAGGGUAUACUUUUACCAUCAUAAUAUUAGACGUAAAAUGGCUAGAAUCAACCAACGACCGAUCAUUUUUGCGCUCUCAAAUCCUACGAGUAAAGCCGAAUGUACGGCUGAGGAUGCUUACAGAAUAACAAAUGGCUCCGUUCUGUUUGCUUCCGGUUCACCAUUUGAAAACUUCGAGAUCGAUGGCAGAAUAUUCAAACCGGGACAAGGAAAUAACUCAUAUAUUUUCCCGGGAGUAGCACUUGCUGCGAUUUUAUUCAAAGCUAAACACAUUCCUGACAAGGCAUUCCUUAUCGCUGCUCGGCGCUGCGCCAAUUCGGUCACAGAGAAAUCGUUGCAAACUUAUGCACGACUAUAUCCUCGUUUGAAGGAUAUUCGAGAACUUUCCGUUUUGAUAGCUAUCGAUGUCGGAGACUAUCUUUACAAACAUAAUCUCGCUACUCUACAUCCAGAACCCGAAGAUAAGGAGAUGUUCAUACGGCAACAGAUCUACUCUGUAGAAUAUGAUGAACUUAUCAACAAGACCUAUGACUGGCCCGUGAAGGAUAUGAAACACGGUUUCCCUGUGCCUGUCAUUGAAAGGACAUCUAUGGACGACGAAUAA
Molecule: messenger RNA, 1239 nt
Organism: Strongylus vulgaris
Lineage: Eukaryota; Metazoa; Nematoda; Chromadorea; Rhabditida; Strongylidae
Source: the annotation of a GenBank genome assembly